This is a messenger RNA of Sitodiplosis mosellana (orange wheat blossom midge), 6700 nucleotides long. RefSeq names its product protein stum (gene stum). Gene Ontology annotation, biological process: taxis; sensory perception of mechanical stimulus; proprioception. Lineage: Eukaryota; Metazoa; Arthropoda; Insecta; Diptera; Cecidomyiidae. Bases 769 to 5151 code for a protein of 1460 amino acids. Gene Ontology annotation, cellular component: sensory dendrite. The record is from RefSeq and is a predicted model, not a curated record. The transcript has 8 exons.
UCGGCGCUAGACGUAAAAAAAGACCACAAAGAAGAAGAAGUAAAAAAACGAAGCGGCGCUUACGCAUCAAAAUUAGUGCGCCGUUAAUGAAGAGACGUUUUUCCCAAAAUUGUCGGCACAGGAAAGAAGAAAAAGAAGUGGAAAAAAACACACAUUUAACCGUAAAAUAUCUGCAAUAAUUGCACGUUGUUUUUUUCUUCUUUUCAAUCAAAUGAUUUUGAUUAAUUUUUUUUCGUUAUGCAUUGAUUCGACUCGUACAAUGUAUUUUAUAACGAUCGAGUUAUUUUUUUAAUCGUGUGCACAUGUUUCCGUUAUGGCGAAUUUUAUCGAGUGUUUAUGUACAUUUAAGGCCAUGAAUUGACGUGGAGAAGAUAAAAAAUAUAAGCAAAAAAGCGAAAUAAGAAGAUAAAAUUACACUUGAAUAAACGUAUCGAAAUAAAAACUAACAAUCUCCUGGGACAUCAAAUCGAAAUAGUGAGAAAGAGUGUCUACAAGAUUUAAAGCAAACAAGAGAGACGAGAGCGAUUUUUUUUUCUAAAUAAAAGAAACAAAACACAACAACACAUCGUACAAUUUUUUUGUUUCUUUUUUUGGGGAUUUUUUUGUCGUCAUAUUGGAAUGUCAUAACAGUUUCGACUGGACACAACGAACAUUAAAUGACAGCAUACGAAGCAACAACGAUUUACCAAAUCGGGCAACAGCGACUUUGUCUUGCAAAUACACAUAACCAAAUCAACUCAUUCGCAUAUCGACACCGAAUCAAAAAUAAUGAGAUCGUCUCAUUCGCCCACAAUACGGUCGCGAUACGACUAUUACUAUUCCAGCAUGUCGCCCGCAUCGUCAGCCGCAAAUUUUUAUGACAAUCAAAAUCAGAGCUUAUUUGGCGAUCCGAUAACCCCGUCCAUGGAUUUUCUCGAAACGUUAGACAAUCAUUUGUAUGGCAGUUUUCGGCGCGGUAGCUCACACACGGUUCCCGUGCCCCCGGCAGCAGUUGAAUGUACGAAUGAAGCGUUUAUCGAUGAUUUUAUGGAUGCACAAAAUAGUGCGCAUCGCUUGCAAAUGUCGGCCAAACAUCAUCAUCAUCAGCGACCAUCAAAAGAUCGAUCAGCACCACCGGCGCCAGGUGAUUCAGCGUUUCGUGAUGAAUUCCGGUUUGAUAAUAAAAGGCGUUCCAGCUCAUCAUUCUCCGAUGAAUUUCGUGCCAAUUUAGAUACAUAUGGGUCUGAAAGUGAAAUCAUGGUUCCGACAGCGCCAAAACGACUUUUUCCCGAAGAACCAAUCAAUUAUCGGAAUAUCAUACCGAUCCAGUCGAGCGAUUCACAAAGUAAUGGUCACGAUUGGAUUCGGCCCCACAUUAAUGACGGUUGGAAAGGAUACCAGCGGCCAACGAGUAGAAAUGUUAUGCACAUUGACCAUGGCAGCGCAAUGACGGCGGUUCUGCCCGAAUCAUCUACACCGAGCAGCGGCGGUGAUGAUAUCCGAUCGGCAAGUGGUCAUCAUGUUAGGCAAAUUCAAGUUCUUCCAUAUCAAGAUAAAAAUAGUCGACCAGCAACCGUGAUAGGCACACGGCCAAUCACAAAUGAGUCAUCAUCUGAAGAUUAUUUAAGCACUGCAAGCCCGCCGAAACGUGACGUUAGCCCGGCUAUCGUAACCAGUACGAUAAAUACGGGGUCAGAAUUUAGAUUGCAACCAAGUCGACUGCAUAAGAAGACGUCAUUUACAAUAAUCAAUGAGUUGGAACCGAAUCAAUCGCGACCGGCCAGUCCAACGGGUGGUCGAGCGUCACCGUUCCGUGGCAAAGGAUUUCGGGUUGAAUCAAGCAAGAGAUUUUCACGACCUGUGUCUUGCCCAGAAUCACCACGAAAUAUGAUGGAGAUGGACACACCGUCAUCGCACGAUGACUCCCACAUCCAAACCAAGCCGAGUGUACAUUUUAAUAUUAUACCACCGAUACCGCGGAAACGAACGGCAAUCCGUGUCAUUGAGGCCACCACCGAUGAAAAUGACAGUCGUGGAUCGUACGGUGAUGUGAGCUAUCAUGAUCGUGACAUGGAAAGUUUUACAGAAAAUGGCCAAAUACGAUCGUCGGCGAAUCUUAGUCGACGCGGUUCGUUACGAGGUCCAAAACCAUCACCAGCACCUCGUCAUCAUAUUCAACGCUCGGCUGAUGAUUUGCUGUUCACUCAACCGAUUGUGAAUCCACGUAGCUAUCACAAAGGUUUAUUAGGCGUUGUGAGUGGUGGUGGAGCCGUUCAACCAUCGCGAAUACCACGACGAAAAAGUAGCGUAUCAACGCCAAACAUCUCGCGAAAUAGUAGCAUAUCGAUGGUGAGGCGAGACAGUCGAAUGUCAAAUAGUACGGAUCGUUUUAGUAAUCGACGGGACAGUUCUUCGGUGUCACCGAGACGACGACGAAAAAGCAGCAACGAAUUGGGUGGUUCAAUGAUUGAUUUGGGCAUGGGACCGUCAACAUCACUGGCACCAUCCCGAUCGCUAAACCGAAUUUCCAAGCCAACCACAUUAUCGCCGAUCGUUGGCACACCAAACAAAGACUGUGACCAAGAUUCAUCGCGUUGCGGGAACGAUGCGAUGGAUGGUCGAAAGUUUGGCAACGAUUCACCGACCAAAAUCCCCAUUCGACGAUCGAGCAGUAUUAAUGUGAACGGCGGCAGUCGGGCCGGUUCGCGAGUAAAUUCAAGAGAAACAAGUCCAAUGAAAGGGUCAAUGAACAAAUCGCCAACAAAAAUACCGCAAAAAAUCAAUGCGAAAGCUUCGUCACCGUCAAAAGGUGCCAAAAUUGAUACAAAAACUGGAAGCACAAAAUCCAUUCCGAAUUCGGUGAACAAAGAAUCAUCCAGUGCAAAGAAGGAGCCGGCAAUCAAUCGCGAAAAAUCGAGUGUGAAAAAAGCACCGCCGGCCACAAUCAAACGUGAACCAUCCACCCUCAAACGGCAACCAUCGAAUCUAAAACGUGAAAAUAGCCAACAAAAAUUAAAACGAGAAAAUUCCAUGAUCGGCAUCGGAGGCAGCAACAGUGGAGCAACAGCCAAACCGAAUGCCCGACGUGAUCCAAAUACAUCGACACUAUCGAAAAAUCAAUCCGAUUCCAGUCUGGCAAAACGAUUGGAAAAGAAAAAUAGUUUUAAACAAAAGCGACGAACCAGCUCGGAAUCGGAUGGACUGAAUGAAAUAAACACUGCCAAUUUAAGUGAUAAAUUAAUUCCACUAACGACAAAAUCGAAUGGUGUAUCGAUGACGACGGCUGCUGUUACAUCGCAACCCGUUCAAAUAACGACAGCCGUCACGGAUCAUCUCAGUAAGAAGAACAGUUCAGGCCAAAUAGUCAAUAAUGAUAAUUCAAAUGUAAACAGCGAUAACAAUAAUAAUAACAUAAGUUCCAGUCAUGUAAACGAUGCAAGCACAAAAACCGAUACAACGGCCGGCAGCGAAGCAACAGCAACGACGACGACGGCGGCGGCGGCUGCAAUGGCAAAUGACACAGCGGCCACAAGUGCAAUGACAAACGCAACGAAUGGCAAGAAAUCAGACGAAGAAAUGAAGAAAGAAAGUGAUAAAGCUGUAAUCGAUGCAAAUGGCAAUGCAACCACCAAAAUGGAUAGCACCGUUGCUGUUCUGGAGAAAAAAUCAAGCACACGAACGCUGGGUGAUGCUGGCGCAAGUAUGCUUGGAACAUCAAUCGUACCCGAAAAUAUCGAGCGUGAAUUGAUUGGAACGCCAAUCGAAACGAAAGUGAAUGUUAUUGAUAACACCUUAAUUAGCGGUAUGGACAGCGAAGCGUUGCUAAUGAAAGCCGACGACAUCAUCGAAAUGCCGGUGCAUGGUAAAUUGGAUGCAGGCGAUAUGGCGGCAGCGGGUAUGUCAAGCGAACAUCGAUUGGGCGACAAUAUGGACAAAGACAAUGGUAUCACCUCACAUGCUGCCGCUGGUGCCAAAAAUGAAACAUCGGAAAAUGGUGAUGCAGACUCGGAUGAGCCGACAACAUGCUGUAAAUUAUGUAAAUGUUGUACCCCAUGCUAUGCAUCAGCGUUAUGUUUGCCAUGUCGUCGAUUGAAAAAGUUGUCGUGCUGUAAUCGCGCCAAAAAAUUAGCCGAUGAACAGAAGGCGGCCGAAAUCGCAACAUCCAUAUUACAUGAAAGCGAAAAGAAGGCCACCAGCACCGUUGAUGCUGCCGCCGAUUCCUGUUGGAAACAUUUGAAAUGUUGUAAUCGCAAAAGUAAACAAGCGUCACAAAAAAUGAUGGACGAAGUGAUGACAAUGGAAGAGGAAGCCGCACGAAAAGUCACCACAACGGCAGCGGCAGCAGGAGCAGCAGCAACGACAGCAGUAGCUAAGGAGCGUGGAAAAUGUGCGUUAUGCUUGGCCAAAGUGUUUUGUUGUCGAAAAACCAACAAGAUCCAAACGAGUAACGAUGGAAAUACGACUGGAAAUGAAUCGGACGAGGAGAGUACCACCCGAUGCUGCUCCUGUUUGCCAUGCCGACGUAAGAAGAAAGAACCAAUGGCAUGGAGCGAACGUAGACAAGACAGCCUAACAAGCACCGAAAAUAUGCCAAAAAAGAGCUGUUGUGGGCGUUUGUGUGAGAAAUUGAUAUGUUGCAAGAAGAAAUCGGUAGUCGAGAGCCGUCGCACCAGUAUGAACAGCAAGAAACAGAGCAUAGCGCCAACGCUACCACCCGAAGAUACACGGCCAAAACUUGAUGAAUCACUUGUGGACCAUACAUCAAUCAUGAAAGCUGCCAUUCCCGUCUUACCCACCGGUUUGGCAUGGUUCUGCUUGAUUUGCAAUUGUUUAAUACCUGGUUCCGGUACAAUAUUUUCGGGGUUAUUUUGCCUAUGCUUGGGCAUACCAAGAUUCUCGCAACAUGACGGUGCUCGGGCACGCAUCGGUUCAUUUUUCGUCAAUUGUAUUGUCGGUGUGGCGCAAGCAUUUACACUAAUAUUCUGUCUGGUCGGUUGGGGAUGGUCGAUUUGGUGGGGAAUGAUUAUGCUUCGCACAGCAAAAAAACAUCGAAAACUUCUACAGGCCGAAGAAACGGACUUGGAAGAGGCACAAACCAUAGCAUCACAUUCGACAACAAAUCAAGCACCACAGAACCAGAGGGACAUUGAAGCUGGACGCAAGCGAAAUUAAAAAGAAGAAAAAAAAACGCACUUUAUUUCUCUCGCCUUCCGUAAACUAGGCUUCUGGGCUUAAUUUGUUUGUUAAAAAAUGCCGUCCCUAGUUUACAAUAGCUCUUAUAACGUAUACAAAAUGCCUUGCGAAGAAAUCUUUUUUUAUUUUCAUUUUGCGAGCAACAACGACGAUUUAUUACAAAACAAAAGUUAACUUUUUUUUCGUACUUCCGAAGUCAGUUUUUCACAUUUUCCGUCUUCUUGCAAUCGAAUUUAUGUUUUCUGUUCGGAAAAAAAAAUCCAAACCAGGAAUAUAUUGUUGAAUAGUUUUAUUAGAAAUAAAUUGACAAAUUUUCAUAGCAAAAAAGCAACUGUUGAAAAGAUAAGAAAACAAAAUGCCUUAAACGAAAUUGAUGAAUAUUCAAAAUGGUUCUGAGCAAAAAUUCGUAAACUAAAUAUGCCACUUCGAUCCGAAUUGCCCACGUCUUAAUUGAUGUUUGCCUUUAGUUUUACUUUUUUAUCAUUUCAAUUAACAAGCAAUAGAAACUUUAUGUGGUUAUCGCAAAUAGUUUGAACCGUUUGUGAUUUACGACGGCUGAUCUACACAAAAUAACGAUCUUCCAACACAAACUCUACAUCUUACAUAAAAUCCAAUGGAAAAGUUUUCGAUCAUAAAAACACAAACGAAAGAGACGACGAUGACUUGAUCUGAAAUACAAACAAUUGUUGUUCUCUCGAAACUUUAUUCAUGGAUAAUCCCCGUCUGCAAUUCAUAAUCAAGAAAAUCGGUAAUCGCCGAAAGGUUUUUUUUUUCAAUGUGAGCAUUGAGGCAAGUGAGAUGCACUGAAGUUUGUAAAGGCAUAUGAGAUGCACUCAUAUUUGACGCAUCAUUUUACAUCGAUUUUCUUCGAGGAAUCAAUCAUUUUGUCACAUUCUUAUCGGUGACUUUCAACUGAAACGUUCGUCAAUGUGAAUGAAUGUUUUGUUGUUGCCUCCAUACACCCGUUAAUUUGAAAUGAUGUUUUCACAACGGAAUUCUUUCUAAAUUGUGAGAUUUAAUAAUCAUGAACAACAACAAAAAACAGUCUUAUCCAAAGAAAUGCCCUUCAAUGUCCCAAGGAGUAUUCGAGAUCUUGUGUACAUAAAAAAAAUGAGUAGAUGAAAUUUUAAUAUGUUGAAAACAAUGGAAAAGAAGAAUUAAAGCAAAAACAAAACAAAAAUGAAUCAACAUUUCCACUAGCUAUUAAGUUAUCUCUUUCGGGCUCAUCAAAGAGAUGGCCAGACGAAAAAAAAAACACAAUUAAACAUUAACAACAACAAACAAACACAAAAAAAACCUUCUUAUAUUUCUUAAAUUAAUCUGUAAUAAUUGCAUUUAGAUUAAGACUUUUUAUGAUUUGUAACAUAUAAUUCGUAAAAUCGGAAUGGAACGCAAAGCCAUUCCGUGAGACGACCGGCAAAUGAGAGAGAGUUAUCACAUCAGAAUGGCCGACCAACACUUUUUUUUUGGAGAAUGAAAUGACAAAAUAAAGAGACUAUUAAAAACAAAAUUUAAAAAUAAAAAUAAA